Penicillium hordei is the source of this 636-nucleotide messenger RNA. RefSeq lists its product as uncharacterized. The record is from RefSeq and is a predicted model, not a curated record. The transcript is spliced from 3 exons. Bases 1 to 636 code for a protein of 211 amino acids. Lineage: Eukaryota; Fungi; Ascomycota; Eurotiomycetes; Eurotiales; Aspergillaceae. Gene Ontology annotation, biological process: mycotoxin biosynthetic process.
AUGGAGGAGGAUGUUUGUUCAAAUGAACCUCUUCUUCAGACAGAGAAACGAAGCAAAGAACUGUGGCUAUGGAGGCGUUUGAUGCCUUUGGUGGCGCUACUAAGCUUUACAAUUUCAACCGCCAUAGCUCUUGUGUUUUAUUUUAUUCUUUUCUCGCAGUCUUCGCUGGCUGAGCAUGGUUACACCUCGAUGCUGCUCCCGGGUUUGAAGACUCCACCUCGAGGAAUGGGAUAUAUUCAACUCGAAAAGGUGAAAGAGUUGGGCGCUAUCCCUGAUUUUAUUCAAAGUGUCAACACCGAUGAAUCGGGCCGGUUCUGCGUAGCUGUUUUCCAUCAACUUCACUGCCUUUAUCUCAUCUUCGAAGAGUACUCCCAGGCCCUACAGGGCCAAAUCCAGAAGCCAUCAGGUCACACGGUGCAUUGCUUUGACUAUCUACGUCAGUCGAUUAUGUGUGCGGCAGAUUCAAACCUGGAGCCUUUCCGGUCACGGUUUGAUGGGAUGAGACCGGGGGAUGGGGUAGAUGGGAUUGGGAGUAUUCACCAGUGUCGCAAAUAUGAGGAUGUGUUUGCGUGGGCUGAUCGGUUCCGGUAUAAUGAUGAUGGAGAUGCGGAGCGUUUCUCAGGUUCGGAAGGGUAA